CAUUCACUCAUCUUGCAUGACUACGCAACCAAUAACAAAGAAUCCAACAAGGCUAAAUGUCUCAAUACAUUCUUGCAAGCUCCAGUGGGCUCCUCUGCCUUGAGAAGCCUAAGCCAAAUGCCAACCCCAUCUUUCUCCAGGCAGAACAUGAGUGGACCAAGUCUGACCUGGACGAAAUUUGUCAAGACUUGUUCAAAGCUGUAUCUCUAGAAAGCCCGUCCCAAGACUCGCGCACAAGACAAGAAAAGCGAGCUACAUCUAAGCGACCUACAAAGCAGGGCAGGCUAGUCAACCGAGACGGCAUCAUAAUUUGGAGCCCCCCAAGCAAAUACCCUCCGCGAGCAGGAUCAUGUGCUCUCGCCAGCUGCAGCCUUGAGAGCACAAUGAACUUCUCCUCGUCUCAGGCACAUAUCCUGGCACUCCCUGUCGAACUUCGGCUCCGGAUAUAUCGCCAUCUUCUCAUACUCGAAGACUUCCGCUUGCCUACUUUUUACCCUAGCAUCGGCAGCCUCCGCACGUUGGCCCGCGCCAAGCAGCGCGAAUCCCUUGGAAUAUCUGCGCAAGUACUCGCCACAUGCCGUCAAAUCAACUGGGAGGGAACUCCAAUGCUUUAUGGAGAAACCUGUUCCGUCGGGAGUUCUACUGGCCGCGCAAGUGGUACAAGAAGAGGCAAUAUUUUUGGCCAGUGUCCGACAGUUGUCGACUCAAAGCAGAGAACUUGCAUUCCGUAUCCCGCAUUUCCAUUUUCCGGCAGUACGAGCAGUGGCUUCUCGAUAAUGGAGACCUAAAGGUGUUUCGGGACUUUCCGGCCUUGAGAGAGUUGCACGUGGGCAUCAACUUUGCCGGCCUUGCCAAAGGUGUAGACCUCCAAGUGCUCUGGCAAGACGUUAUGAAGUCAGUCAGUCGAAAACAGCCAAAACUCGACCGUUUAAAGUGUUACAUCCCGCUU
Molecule: messenger RNA, 949 nt
Organism: Ilyonectria robusta
Lineage: Eukaryota; Fungi; Ascomycota; Sordariomycetes; Hypocreales; Nectriaceae
Exons: 1
Coding region: 57-788 (243 amino acids)
Source: RefSeq, a predicted model, not a curated record